Messenger RNA from Priapulus caudatus, 376 nucleotides. RefSeq lists its product as uncharacterized. NCBI's taxonomy places the organism in Eukaryota, Metazoa, Priapulida, Priapulimorpha, Priapulimorphida, Priapulidae. Gene Ontology annotation, molecular function: nucleic acid binding. The record is from RefSeq and is a predicted model, not a curated record. Gene Ontology annotation, biological process: DNA integration.
GUAAAUUGCAACUAAGUGUCAGUGACUGCAGUGCAAUACUUCAAGUUUCCAGACAGACGAUAUACAACCGUAUGACAGCAUUCCAGAUCCCAAAACGAUGUGAGUUAUAUAGAAGUAUAGAUGACAAUGGCCUGGAUGAAGUGGUGAGAAACAUCAAGCAAGAAUUUCCCAAUGCUGGGCUGCGCAUGACAUUGGGAUUAUUGAGAAGUAGGAAAAUUUAUGCUGCACGAGACCAAGUCAUGAAAGCUCUUUGGAGGGUUGACCCUGUCGGAGUAUUUUCUAGAAGCCUUCGUCUCCAUGUAAUAGAAAGGCAUGAGUAUAGCAUCCACCUUCCAAUGCUACUCUGGCACAUUGAUGGUUAUCAUAAAUUGAUAAG